Messenger RNA from Apis cerana (Asiatic honeybee), 933 nucleotides. It is a transcript of the gene Vps29, whose product is annotated as vacuolar protein sorting 29. Gene Ontology annotation, cellular component: retromer complex. NCBI's taxonomy places the organism in Eukaryota, Metazoa, Arthropoda, Insecta, Hymenoptera, Apidae. Gene Ontology annotation, biological process: retrograde transport, endosome to Golgi. The record is from RefSeq and is a predicted model, not a curated record.
GAAUAAUCGACGAUUAACAUAAUCUCGAAUCUCGAAAAUCGAAAGUUUAUCUGUCAAAUAUACUUUCAAUUCCAAUAGUUUGUUUGAGUAGUUUAUGAAUCUUAUUGUUAACAAAUGCGAUAAAGUAAAUAUUAACUUUAAAAAAAAUAAGAAUUUCAUAAAUAUAUAUUAUUAUAUCCGUCAUGCUUGUUUUAGUAUUGGGAGAUUUACACAUUCCACACAGAUGUAGUAGUCUUCCAAGUAAAUUUAAGAAAUUAUUGGUACCUGGUAGAAUACAACAUAUUCUAUGUACAGGUAAUCUUUGUACAAAAGAAUCAUAUGAUUAUUUGAAAACAUUAGCCAGUGAUGUACAUGUUGUUAGAGGCGAUUUUGAUGAGAAUUUAAAUUAUCCAGAACAAAAAGUUGUCACUGUUGGUCAAUUUAGAAUAGGUUUAUCACAUGGACAUCAAGUAGUACCUUGGGGUGAUCCAGAAUCAUUAGCUUUAAUUCAAAGACAAUUAGAUGUUGAUAUUUUGAUAUCAGGUCAUACACAUAAAUUUGAAGCAUAUGAACAUGAAAACAAAUUUUAUAUUAAUCCUGGUUCAGCAACCGGAGCAUAUAAUCCUCUUGACACAUCAGUUAUCCCUUCUUUUGUCCUUAUGGAUAUUCAAAGUUCGACAGUUGUAACUUAUGUUUAUCAACUUGUUGGUGAUGAAGUAAAAGUUGAAAGAAUAGAAUACAAGAAAAAUUAAAAUAUAUACAAAAUCUUAAAAUAUAAGAUAUAUAUUAUGAUGAGAUUUCUCUAUUUAUAAUAAUGAAAUUCAAUAAUAAAAUUAUAUAAAAUUUAUACAUAUAAAAUAUUAAUUUUAUAUACAUUAACAUUUAAGCAUUUAUGAAAAAUAUGUGUAAUUAUAUAAUACACUUGAUGUAAAUAAACAUAUUAUAUAUAAAUUA